This is a messenger RNA of Sporisorium graminicola, 1743 nucleotides long. RefSeq lists its product as uncharacterized. Gene Ontology annotation, molecular function: protein binding. The coding region runs from base 1 to 1743 and encodes 580 amino acids. The record is from RefSeq and is a predicted model, not a curated record. The transcript has a single exon. NCBI's taxonomy places the organism in Eukaryota, Fungi, Basidiomycota, Ustilaginomycetes, Ustilaginales, Ustilaginaceae.
AUGUCGCCAUCGUCCACCGACCUAUACGACCUCACAAUAGCAUCGCAUCUCAUCGUAGAGCAAUUCCUCGUCUCGCAAGGCUACGCCUCGUCCGCCUCGCAACUCCGCCUCGAUGCAGCAGCCUCCGGCCUGCACCUCCCCACGCUCAGCCCCACGGACGGUGCGGACCCGUCGCUCGACCUGCGCCAUCUCGUCGAGACGUACCGCUCCGGUCUCCGCGCAGACGAGCGCAAGCGCAAAGCCGAACAGCUAGCAGCGACGCAUUCUACGCGCGCACUCGUCGACCCGCUCACCCUCACUCUCCCUGGCCCCGCGACCCUUCCUUACAAGCUUGAGCGGACACACUCGACACUGCACGCUUCCAACAUCCUCUCGAUCGCAAAGCUGUAUCUGGCACGCAGGGCGUUCGACACACGCGCCGCGCGCUACGUCAACUCGGUGCACGAGUGCCUCGUGACGACAGCGGCAGACAAACGCAUUGUGUUUUCGAACGCGCAGACGGGCGAGGUGGAGGAGAUGCUCGAGGGCGGGCAUCAGGCGGCGGUGCUGUGUGUUGCGCAAGACCCGAUGGAUGCGCGGUGUCUGGUGAGUUGCGGGAUGGAUGGCAAAGUGGUGGUGUGGGAUCUGUUGACCAGGAGGCCAAUUCAGACGUUGACCGAGCAUGCCAAGUUUGUGGUCAAGGUGGCCGUCAGUGAGACGGGAGAGUAUAUGGCGAGCAUUGGGUACGAUAAGAAGGUCGUUGUGUAUCGUAGGAUCACGCAGACUUCUUUUGCUGCGACGAGAGGCGACGUAGAGGAGGAAGAGGAGGAGGCGGAAGUGGAAGAACUGCAGGGACCGAGGUACGAGAAAGCGUUCGAGAUGGAAACGCAGACCAACCCGGAAGCUAUCCUUUUCGUUCGAGCCGGUUUGGCUCCCGAUGCCAGCGAGCAAGCUAUAGAAUCGGCUGCAGCUACCACGGCCGCCACGACCACCAGCAGUAGCGACAGUAAUGGAAGCGAGCUGGUCAUCCACGAAGCUAAAGACAAACGCACCUGGCUAUGCUUCACUGUCCGAAACGACUCGUUCAUCCACUACAUUGCGCUGCCCACCUCCGCCGACGCGUCCUCCUCCUCCUCUCCCAUUGACGAUCUCAGCUCCUCCCUCUCGCGCACCAGUAUCGACGCCAAGACCGCGGAAGCAGUUGCGGACUGGACACUGCACAGCUUCAACACGAACCCGAACCCACACGAUCUGCACGUAUCCUACUCGCUCCUCUCGCUCUCGCUGCAUCCGUCGGGGCUGUACAUGUGCGUGCAGACGGGCGACCACACCUCGCCCGCGCUGGCCUCGACUUCUUCGGCGGCGACGGCGACGGGCUCGCUCUCGCGGCUGCUCCUGCUGCGCCCGCUGUCGUCGCGGCGUGCCGCGACCAUCUGGACGGGAGUUGCGACCAGCUCGUACGCUGUACCACGCCAUGCGUGGCUGCCCUCGGGGAGGGGGUGCUGGCUAAACGCCGAGGACGGCGUGUUGCGGCUGGUCGAUUUGAGGGGCAGGACGAGAGCGUCGGUCCUGGCGCAUGGCGUGACGGCAAGAGAGCAUGCGGAGGGGCAGCACGCGGAGGGCGCGGCGGCUGUGAGUUGGAGCAGGGGCGGCAAUACCAUUGUCAAGGACGUGGUGGUGCUAGACGAGGGCAGGGUGGCCAGUUGCGGGUUCGACCGCACGGUGAGGGUCGUUGCUCUCGCUGAUGCGGUUGGCGCUGUUUGA